Limanda limanda (common dab) is the source of this 2488-nucleotide messenger RNA. Its product is annotated as ubiquitin-conjugating enzyme E2 G1-like. The transcript has 6 exons. Gene Ontology annotation, biological process: protein polyubiquitination; proteasome-mediated ubiquitin-dependent protein catabolic process. The coding region runs from base 105 to 614 and encodes 169 amino acids. The record is from RefSeq and is a predicted model, not a curated record. Gene Ontology annotation, molecular function: ubiquitin conjugating enzyme activity. NCBI's taxonomy places the organism in Eukaryota, Metazoa, Chordata, Actinopteri, Pleuronectiformes, Pleuronectidae.
GGUACCAGCAGCAGCAGCAACAUCUCGCUCGGACUCGGCUUCACCUCUGUGUUCUCCUCGGAAAGUAUUCUCUACGAAGCGUUUUCCAUCCACGUCCUCGUACCAUGACCGAACAAUCAGCACUACUUCUUCGAAAACAACUGGCAGAGCUCAACAAGAACCCCGUGGAGGGCUUUUCAGCUGGUCUCAUAGACGAUGAUGACAUAUACAAAUGGGAGGUUGUGAUCAUUGGUCCACAAGAUACCCUUUUUGAAGGAGGCUUUUUCAAAGCAUACCUAACCUUCCCUUAUGAUUAUCCACUACGGCCUCCAAAGAUGAAGUUUAUCACUGAACUCUGGCACCCGAACGUUGCAAAGAAUGGGGAUGUUUGCAUCUCAAUCCUGCACGAGCCGGGCGAAGAUAAGUUUGGUUAUGAAAAGCCUGAGGAGCGUUGGCUUCCCAUCCACACCGUAGAGACAAUCAUGAUUAGUGUUAUCUCCAUGCUGGCGGACCCCAACAGCGAUUCACCAGCUAAUGUGGAUGCGGCGAAAGAGUGGAGGGAGGACCCCAACGGUGAAUUUAAGAGGAAGGUGGCUCGCUGUGUAAGAAAAAGUCAAGAGAUGGCGUUUGAUUAGGACUCAAUUGUAAAUUCCAGGUUAAAGGAUGCCUUCAGAGGGAAAAUUUCAGCAAAAGGCUUUUGCACCCCUUGUUUUGCCAGUCGAAGGAAUUGGUUGACCCCAACCACGUUACUUUGAGCGGUUGUCAUUUUCCGCAAGAUGAGCCAAUUUGAGAACCUUACCAGCAAAAUUAACCUGUUUCCUACCUGGAAUUGUAUAUUUAAUUUUAUUUAUUUUGAAAAAAAUUAAUGAUGUAAGAUAUGUCACUACUGUAAAUUAACUUGCUUUUUUAUCUGCUGCUGAACAGUUUCUACUUUAUACCAGGUUUCUUAUGCAAUUUAGUGGUCAAGAUUGUGUAAAACAAACAAAAGCCCGUUGUCAUUAGGUCGUCACUCGUCCUCCCGCUGCACUUGUUCCACCAGAUUAACGUCGGCCCCGCUAAUCUCCGUCAUUGGUGUUAUUUAUUUUCAACACUGUCAUUGAAUCACUAUUGCCUUUUGUUGGCUUCACCUCCUCACAGUUUGUUUGUUGAUCAGAGGGAUAGGUUGAGAUCUUAAAAAGGAACUUUUCUUUCUGAGAAACAGCCUCCUGUUAGUUUUUUGUUAUGUUGGUGAACGUCGGACUCUCAAGCCUGCAUGAUCCUCUUAAACAGCUGUUAUCUGUUAUUGCCAGCUGUGGAUGAACACAUGGAAUGGAUCUGAGUGAUACCGUUUUCGAACAUGAUGAUGUGCACUAACAGAAGGCUUCAGACAUCUUCUCCGUAUCAGACUUUUGCUCAAACUCAAUUUUAAGCGAUCAGUAAAAUCAUCAUUGAAUAUUCGUGAUUCUUUUCCUCAACACAUGGCCCUCAUCAUCAAUGAAGAUGUUUAUUAUUCCCCACUCAGUCUAAUGACUUCACAACGCUCCGAUCAAUCAUGGACAACCAAGACCAGUCUGUGAAAAUUACCUAAGCUGUGAUUAUUCCUCGUGUCCACUGGUUACCUGGCGACUGAGCUUUUCCCUUUUCGAAAGGAAAACUAAUUUAACAAGGGUUUUUGGGUUGUUCUUGGUAACAUGAAUUUAGAGGCUCCAUAGUAGAAUUAGGCUAGUUGUUCUUUCCUUCUUUGUUGUGGCACAUUUGGCUAUCGAUCGAUGUGUGGUUAAAUAUCGAUGUGCGAGUCACAUUCACUCGUGGGUUUAGACUCUAAGGAUUUGGGUAGAUUGCUGAGUAACUCAACAUCUUGAGUUCUGAUUGGUGCACACUUGAUGAUGAUGUUUUCACCUUAUACUUUAUCACUGAAUUUGGGAUGGGAUUCUUGAUAGAGACUUGAAAAAGAGAACUCGCCACUAAGUAAAGUGUAAGUUAGUGUCGUGAUGGGGAAUGAACACUUUAGGUAUUAUUUUUAAAGACUAUACACGGUAGGGUUCAGGUGGGAGUCUUGUUCACUUUCAUUGAUGGUGUUGCUGACUAUUAAGCCAUGAUGACAUCUAUGAAUUAUGAAAUCCAUAUUUAUAAUUAUGUGACUGACAUUGAAUAACAGCUAACCAUCUUUUGGCGCAUGCAAUCAGGUUUUGAAGGAGUUAGGUAUGUUUUGAAUAGUUUACCAUUGUUAGUACACUCUGGGUGUCAUGUGUACAGUUAGUAGAUUUCUGUAGACUUGAUGAUCACAUAACUGCUGUCGACAUUAACCUUUUUAAAUUUUCUAACCUACCAUGACCUCCUCUGACCGGUGUUCACUGUAUUUGCACAGAUUCGGUGCGUUUGAAAUGUCAUUAAGCAAUACGCUCUGAAAAUGGUGUGUCCAGGUUAAUCCACCCAUACGGCAUUCUAUUUGUUUUGGGUUUUUCUUUUUUCCAUUUUGUGUCAAUGCAAUGUAUAUUGGACAUGAUGCUCAAUAAAGUGUGUAAACAGA